Molecule: messenger RNA, 1837 nt
Organism: Rhagoletis zephyria (snowberry fruit fly)
Lineage: Eukaryota; Metazoa; Arthropoda; Insecta; Diptera; Tephritidae
Gene: Task6
Product: TWIK-related acid-sensitive K[+] channel 6
Biological process (GO): potassium ion transmembrane transport; stabilization of membrane potential
Cellular component (GO): plasma membrane
Molecular function (GO): potassium ion leak channel activity; outward rectifier potassium channel activity
Source: RefSeq, a predicted model, not a curated record
AGUGUGUGCAUCAGUGACUUUGCCCUCAAAGCCUGGACGACGCGUUGCAUGUAGUGCAUUUUCGGUUUUCAAUUGUAAAACAAGAACAUUCAAUAUAAUCGCAAUGAUAAAGAAAUUAAAAACAAAACUUCGCCUAAAUGAAGAAUGAAGAAACAAAAUGUACGCACGAUAUCUUUGAUCGUGUGCACAUUUACAUAUUUACUAGUUGGCGCUGCAGUAUUUGACUCACUUGAAUCGGAAACGGAAAAGCGGCGCUGGGAAGCACUGCAAGCUGUCGAAGAUAUGAUAAUACGAAAAUACAAUAUUACACAAGAGGAUUUCAAAGUGAUGGAGACAGUUGUGCUUAAAUCGGAACCACAUAAGGCUGGUCAACAAUGGAAGUUUACUGGUGCGUUCUACUAUGCAACAACAGUGUUGACUACAAUUGGUUAUGGCCUCACGCCAAGCACAAUCGGUGGCAAACUUUUCACAAUGUGCUAUGCGAUUGUGGGGAUACCGUUGGGCCUUGUUAUGUUCCAGAGUAUUGGAGAAAGAGUGAAUAGACUGAGCAGCUAUGUUAUACAAGCAGUGAGGAAGUCACUACGUUGUAAACGAACUGCAGCUUCCGAAGUAGAUUUAAUAUGCGUCGUAACAACGCUGAGCUCUCUAACGAUAGCUGGCGGCGCAGCGGCCUUUUCCCGCUACGAAGGUUGGAGCUAUUUCGAUUCAGUAUAUUACUGCUUUAUUACUUUAACUACAAUAGGUUUUGGAGACAUGGUUGCUUUACAAAAGGACAAUGCUCUCAAUAACAAACCGCAAUAUGUAAUGUUCGCACUGAUAUUCAUACUCUUCGGUUUGGCAAUUGUUGCAGCCUCGCUGAAUUUGCUGGUGUUGCGGUUCGUCACAAUGAAUACGGAGGAUGAGCGCAGGGACGAAGCUCAGGCCAUGCAGGCCCUACAGGUUGCAGUAAAAUUAGAGGGGGACGUCAUAACAGCCAAUGGAUCCAUUUUAAGCGGAUACGAGGGCCACGAGGUACAGUCAAAUAGUAGUGGAUCAACUACAUCCAUGUGUUCUUGCAGCUGUGCACGUUUUAGUGCAAAUCGUCAUAAAACGCAUCAGUAUAAAGCUCGUCGUUCGCCCUCGCAUAUACGCCAUUUAUUACCGGAAAUUGUUCCAAUGCAGGACCUAAGUUACGACACCCAUAGCCUGAAUACGGACGGGCUCGAUAUCGUGGAUACAUCCUCAGGCUCGCCUUCAAAACCGCACAGACAAUUACUCAAGCGCAAUGUGUCACUACUCUCUUUUCGUAUUUAAAAUACAAUUACUACUGAUUAGAAUUACGUAAUUAAGUAUUAUGUAUGAUUAGUUACAUAUAUGUAGGUAUGUAGGUAAGCUUAAUUAAAUACAAUAAUUUUUAAUUCGCUGGUAAUCAUAGCUUUUAAAAUAGUAUGUAUUUAUUAUUGUAUAAUACGUUCAUGUGCAGGUGAUCGGAAUCCUACAUGCAUGCAUACGUACAUGUAUAACAUACAUAUGAAUAUUAGGGUUGCCCCUAAAUCUCAAUCUAUAGUUACCGGGGGCGUAUGAUGAACGCGAGAAUCAGUAACCUUUGAGUUGAACUAUUAAAUAACUGUAAAGUCUUAAUUAUUAUUCUGGCAUAGGUAGUGUCUGCUUCAAAGCAUACUUUAUCGGUUAUGGGUACCUGCAAUUUAAAAAUCCAGCUUUACUUUUUCGACUUUGGCCAACUUUUUUAGUAGAUCUCCGAUUAUUGCGCUAUUGCAUUGCACUAAGGUAUAGGCAUGUAAGUCAGCUUUUUUCGUACUUACAAAAAAAAAAACUUGGUUUUCGAUAAAGAAAACGU